AUGACACCGUACUCUUCCCGCUAUGCCAGUCAGCAGGAGAUCUCCAAAUUCAAGAUCCCCAAGGAGGGAGCUCCUGCAGAUGCUGUCUUUCAGAUGCUGAAAGACGAGUUGGACUUGGAUGGUAGGCCGAAUUUGAACUUGGCCAGCUUCGUUGGCACCUAUAUGGAGCGUGAAGCAGAAGCCCUAAUGGUGGAGAAUUUGUCCAAAAACAUGAGUGAUGCCGAUGAGUAUCCCGCCAUGAUGGUUUCAAUUAUUUCCCAUCUCUGGGGUGUGCAAAAAGGCGAAACCGCCAUUGGUUCUGCCACGACCGGUUCUUCCGAGGCAAUUCAUCUUGGCGGUCUUGCCAUGAAGAGAAGAUGGCAGGAAAAGCGUGAUGCAGAGGGCAAGGACAAAACGAAGCCAAACAUCAUCAUGGGCUCCAAUGCUCAAGUAGCUUUGGAGAAGUUUGCUCGUUACUUUGAGGUCGAAGCUAGAAUUCUGGAUGUCAGCGAGAAGAGCAAGUACAGACUCGACCCUGAGCUUGUGAAGAAGAACAUUGAUGAAAACACUAUCGGGGUGUUUGUGAUCAUGGGUAGCACGUACACCGGUCACUACGAACCAGUGGAAGAGAUCUCGAAGAUCUUGGAUGAGUACGAGGAAAAGACUGGGAAUGAUAUCCCUAUUCAUGUCGAUGCUGCCAGUGGAGGUUUCAUAGCUCCGUUCACACAUGCUCAUGCUGGUGGACCAAAGUGGAACUUUGCGCUCCCUCGUGUCAAGUCAAUCAACACUUCUGGUCAUAAAUUUGGUCUCGUAUAUGCAGGUGUUGGCUGGAUCAUCUGGCGAGACGAGUCGUAUCUUCCCAGGCACUUAAUCUUCGAGCUGCACUAUCUUGGCGGCACAGAAGAGUCAUAUACCCUCAACUUCUCUCGCCCAGGUGCUCAAAUCAUCGCUCAGUACUAUAAUCUUAUUCACCUUGGCUUCGACGGGUUCAGAGCCAUCAUGGAGAACUGCCUUUCCAAUGCCCGUCUCCUGAGCAAGUCCCUUGAAGCUACUGGCUGGUAUACCUGCGUUUCCGACAUCCAUCGUAAGAAUAAGGAUGGUUUCAACGAAGAGAACGAGACCAGCGCGGAUUACAUUGCGGGCCUCCCGGUUGUUGCUUUCCGCUUGUCCGAUGCCUUCAAAAAGGACUAUAGCCACGUCAAGCAAGAGAGCAUUAGCACUCUCCUGCGUGUCAAGCAGUACAUCAUUCCCAAUUAUCCACUUCCGCCCAAGGAGGAAAAAACGGAGAUUUUGCGUGUUGUUGUCCGCGAGAGCAUGUCACUGGACCUUCUCGACCGGCUGAUUACCGAUAUUAUCGCCGUCACCGAGCAAUUGAUGAACGCUGAUCCCAUGGAUUUGUCGGCCUUCCAGCCCGGUGCAACGACCAUUGAAAAACAGCAUCAAAGCAAAGGUGUCGACCACGUUAACAAGCACAAGGCGCACAGACCAAUGAGCAAGGGCGUUCACCUAUCUGAGAUGGUUGAGUGA
Molecule: messenger RNA, 1506 nt
Organism: Letharia lupina
Lineage: Eukaryota; Fungi; Ascomycota; Lecanoromycetes; Lecanorales; Parmeliaceae
Exons: 7
Coding region: 1-1506 (501 amino acids)
Biological process (GO): L-glutamate catabolic process
Cellular component (GO): cytosol
Molecular function (GO): pyridoxal phosphate binding; glutamate decarboxylase activity
Source: RefSeq, a predicted model, not a curated record